AUGGUUGAUAAAAGAAGCAGAUAUAAUAUGUCGGUAAAAGAAACACCCAUGUCACUGAAUAAUGAAGCGUUAAGGAUAUCGCAAGAGAAUUUCUUAACAGAAUUUUUAUUACGUUGCAAAGAAUAUGAGGUUGAUCGUUCACCUAAAUUUGUGGAAGUUUCAAUUUGUAUUUUAGAUGCUCUCUAUUUGACAUUAAAAAAGUAUCGUACAUUAACUGUAUUAAGAUUACCAAAUUGUGGCAUAAAUGCAUACGGUAUUAUACAAAUAUACUCCAUGCUGAUGGAUUUCAAUUGCUUGAGAGAUUUGAAUUUAGACGGAAAUCCGAACGUACAAGAGAAUUAUCACUUGUUAUGUAAAUCUGUUGGGAACUUGUCAUACUUAUCUUUGCAGUUCUGUAAGAUAACAGACGAAGGAGUUAAAAAAAUAGCAGAGGAAUUGCAAUACGCUGAUCCACCUAACGAACCGAAAUUAUUAGCUCUUAAUCUAGGAAAUAAUCGUAUCGGUGAUCUAGGAGCUUUAGAAAUCGGACGAAUGUUACGAACGAAUCGUUCUGUUCAAAGUCUGAUAUUAACAGGAAACAGGAUAUGCGAUGACGGUGCUGCUUUGAUAAUCCAAGAACUUAAUAUGUCGAAAUUAACGCACAAUGAGAUUGUAGAUCUUCGUAGACGUAGAUUCGAUGCUCUGAUAUCACAAGAAAAAAAACUAAUCGAUCUAAAUAAAACGAACGAGAACAAAGUUUCUAAAGUUGUUGAAGAUUUACCAAACUUGGAGAUUUCACAGACGAGAAAGAACAGCAAGGUUUUAAAAAAAUCGAACAAAUCCAAAAAACUCUCACUUUCGAACAGUUCUUCCAAGAUAACGGUGCAGGAAAAUUCUAAAAACGUAUCUCAACUUCCAACGCUGAGAAAAGAUUCACCCAUAGAAAUUGAUCAUCCCUUUGGCAAAGAAAGUACAGCCACAGGAGGAGUGAUAAGAAUAAGUGGAAAUUUUGUAUUAAAACAUUUAAAUAUCAGUUUUAAUCAUUUAUCCGGUGCAAUUAUUAAACAGUUAUUAGCUUGCUUGCUUUAUCAGACUUAUAUGAUGAUGAGUGAUACGAGCAAAGGCCUGCUUUAUGUAAGAAUAGAGGGAAAUGAGUUUAAGCAAGAAGAUGAAAAAGAUUUAAUGGAACUGGAAGAAAUCUUGCAGUGCAGACAAGCUGGGGAAUAUUUGUCUCGAUUCGAUGAUCUGGAAAGUUCAGUUACGUUGGAAAACGAUAAUCUAUGAAGAAAACGAUAAAUUCUUUUUCGUACGAGAGAUAACGUUAAACGAAAAACAAAACAAAAAAAAAGAAAAAAAAAGAAAAAAAAGAAAAUUAAGUAAGAAGAAAGAAAAGAAGGAAGAAAAGAAAGAUGACGAUUUACGAAAAGAAAAGGAGAUAAAUCUUUUCUGCACGAGAGGUAGGGUGAAACUUAAAAAAGAAAAAAAAAAAGGAAAAGAU
This is a messenger RNA of Vespula vulgaris, 1477 nucleotides long. Its product is annotated as leucine-rich repeat-containing protein 71-like. The transcript is spliced from 11 exons. The coding region runs from base 1 to 1263 and encodes 420 amino acids. Lineage: Eukaryota; Metazoa; Arthropoda; Insecta; Hymenoptera; Vespidae. Gene Ontology annotation, molecular function: protein binding. The record is from RefSeq and is a predicted model, not a curated record.